AUGUCACCACCACCCACGAACACGGCCAAUUAUGCCGCCAACGACCUUUCUAAUGCGGCUCUAGGAGGAUCGAUUGCCCUCAAAGAUGGCAUAUUUGUCGACGGUUAUGGACGCACUUUGUCGCUCCAUGGCCUCAACAUCUCCGGCGCCAGCAAGCUGCCGACUAGGCCGAACGGCCUAUCUCAUCUCACAGAAGGCUUCUACGAGCACCGCACGGUGACAUUCGUCGGCAGACCUUUCCCUCUCGAAGACGCACCCUUGCAUUUCCGACGGCUGCAGGCCUGGGGUCUUCCGCUGAUCCGGCUGCUCGUCACAUGGGAGUCGAUUGGGCACGCGGGGCCGGAUCCCCGUACUGACCUCGACCUCGAGUACAUCGAGUACCUACGGAAGCUCGUCGAAAUGAUGCCCUCGUAUGGUAUCAAGUGUUUUAUCUGCGCCCAUCAGGAUGUCUGGAGCAGAUUCAGCGGUGGGAGUGGUGCACCUGGAUGGACCUUCGAGGUUGCUGGUCUAGAUGUUGAGGCCUUUACCGACACUGGGGCUGCGUAUGUCCACGGACAAGACGAGCUUCGUAGAGCUUCUGCGCCGGUCAACGAGAAAGAACCAAGUGGUCCCUUUGUGUGGCCAUCCGGAUACCAGAAGCUAGCAGCAUCAACGCUGGCGACCCUGUUCUGGGCCGGCGAUGCUCUCGCGCCUAAGUUGCGAUGUAGUCGAUCAUCCAAGAAUGGGAAAGAAGAGACCGUUUCUGUGCAAGAGCUUUUGCAAGAUGCGCUGAUCGAAGCUUUCGGUCGGCUAGCAGACGAAGUUGCCGGCCUGGAAGCCUGCAUUGGCUUCGAGCCGAUGAACGAGCCCCAUCGUGGCUUGAUCAACCUCCACGGCUUUGAUGGGUGGAACUAUGAUACGGAUCUUCAUAUCGGUUACUUUCCGUCGCUGACGCAGGCCUUAGCACUUGCGAGUGGCUAUGCCCAGGAGGUUGACUACUAUGUCAAAUCAUGGCCGUUCCCGACACGCAUUUCUCAUCGAACGGUUGUUGAUCCGAAGGGCCGAUCAGCAUGGCUCCCGUCCAAGGUUAAGAACAAGGGCUUAGGAGAGUGCGUUUGGCGCGCACACGGGGCCUGGGACUGGGACAGCACAACGAAGGCCCCAAAGGUGCUUUCGAAGAACUACUUUGAGGUUGACCACCGACCUGGUCGUGAGGGAACACCGAUUGAAUGGUAUCGCGAUUUCUACGCACCAUUUCUGAAGCGUUUCUCGGAUCGUGUCUCACGUAAAACACCUCGUCACUUCUGUUUCGUCGAGCCGAUACCGAACGAGUUCAUGCCUCCGUGGAUAGACAAUGACUCCAAAGAAGUCUCCCAAGCACGGAGGCAGAAGUACGCCACCAAAACAGUCAUCGAGACCAAACGGCCUGACAACCUUGUCUUUGGUCCUCACUUUUACGAUCUCAAUGUGUUAUUCAGCAAGCACCACUCAUUCAUGAGCGUCAACGUACAAGGACUAUCUAGAGGCAUGUUCAUACUCAAGGCGCUCUACUUUGGUGCGCGAGCGCUUCGAAAGAACUAUCGCCUUCAACUCGGCAAUAUCAUCAAGUAUGGAAAGGCUUCGUUGGGUGAACACGUGCCCGCCCUGAUCGGCGAGGUUGGUAUACCCUACGAUAUCAACGGCAGGAAAGCCUACGCCACGGGUGAUUACGACGACCAGCGCGAACUGAUGCACGCUCUCAUUUCUGCCAUGGAAGACAACAUGGUCGGCUUCACCUUAUGGAAUUACAACCCAGAUAACCGUGUCGAGUACGGUGAUGGGUGGAAUCAAGAGGACUUUUCGGUCAUCAACGGCGACAAGGAGGAGAAGCCAGGGGUUAUCAUGCAAGACUAUGCCAACCAGCCUCAUGCGAAUGAUGAGUUGUAUCGAGGCGGAAGAGUUCUCGAUGUCAUCAUCCGACCCUACGCCGUCAAGAUCGCGGGUCGUCCCUUGCGAUCGGACUGGGAUCCCCGAACUUUGAAAUAUGAGUUCGAGUGGACCAGCCAAGACCGGGUUGGUGAGAAGCAGUCCGAUAAGCUACGAACGACCGAAGUAUUCAUCCCGAAAUACCACUAUGAGGGCGGUAUCAAGGUCAAAGUCAGCGACGGCGAUUGGUCUUAUGAUGCCGACUUGCAGACGCUUUAUGUGCGUCAUAAGGCUGAGGUCUACCGUCACCGUCUUGUCGUCGAGGUUCCCAACGUCGGGAGGCGCCUCCUGGAGAGACUUGAGCGUCGGCGACUGGUGAGGCCGAGUAAAUUUCCUCUCAAUCUGCUGUCCCCAAGCACGGAGCUCGCAUUGCAGGAGCUUGACUCUGGCCUGUUAUUCAUCAUGUUGCUGUUGCCAGCUAUCGCGCUUGCCCUGGCUGUUUUUGCUCAGAGACUGAGGUGA
Colletotrichum karsti is the source of this 2406-nucleotide messenger RNA. RefSeq lists its product as uncharacterized. The transcript has a single exon. Gene Ontology annotation, molecular function: beta-glucosidase activity. The coding region runs from base 1 to 2406 and encodes 801 amino acids. Lineage: Eukaryota; Fungi; Ascomycota; Sordariomycetes; Glomerellales; Glomerellaceae. The record is from RefSeq and is a predicted model, not a curated record.